This is a messenger RNA of Durusdinium trenchii, 564 nucleotides long. NCBI's taxonomy places the organism in Eukaryota, Dinophyceae, Suessiales, Symbiodiniaceae. The record is from the annotation of a GenBank genome assembly.
AUGGCCGUCAAAUUUGGGGCGCACGGAUUUCUGCGAAGGGACAUCCAAAGUCCCAGACUGACUUGGCUGUUCGCUGGGCCAAAGAGGCCGAGACUUGAAACAGUGCUAUUCAAAGGGGCGCAACCUUGGCAGUGUUGGGGCCCUGCGACUUUUUCUAAGUUGGAGGGCAAGCUGCUGCUUGGGACAUCAAACAAAGCAUGGCCUGUCAGCUGUCAGCUCUGCCUCGCUUCGCCUAGUUGGAUGAUGAUGGGUCUUUUUGGCCUGAAGCACCACUUCAGCCCCUCGCGCCUCACCAACUUGGCCAAGAACCACCGUGGCUGCACGCCGCUGAUGUACAGUGUGCUUAGCAGCCACUUCGAAGCCACUGUGGCACUGAUCGCCCUGGGUGCUGACCUUGGGGCGCGCAAUUCACAGGGGAAGACGGCGGCCGACCUGGCCCGCGAGGUCUUAGCACCACAGGAGCUCGUGACCUCCUUGCAGGGCAACGACCACGACGACACCGCUCCCAGGACGACGACUACUGGAAGGAAAUGUGAGAGUUGGCCCAGCAAGCUGGCACUUUAA